This is a messenger RNA of Urocitellus parryii (Arctic ground squirrel), 2296 nucleotides long. It is a transcript of the gene Cfap91, whose product is annotated as cilia and flagella associated protein 91. NCBI's taxonomy places the organism in Eukaryota, Metazoa, Chordata, Mammalia, Rodentia, Sciuridae. The record is from RefSeq and is a predicted model, not a curated record.
AUGAGCCACGUAGUGACCAUCGAGAAGUCCUCGACUGACCGUCAAUUAUCUCAGCAACUGUGUCGGGAGAAGUCGAGGGGCUACUUUUCUUCCAAUCGAACGUACGAUUUCCUUUAUGAUCCAUUGUUUAUUGUGUCAAGCGAGAAAGACCACACACAGGCAUAUAUUCAAGCCACCCUGAUUCGAAGCCGACUGAGAAAAGUUCCCAGAUUUAGAAGCAUGUUCAGUAACCUGAUUCAUUAUCCAAGAUAUUCUCAGUAUUGGAACAAGUCCGAUCCUCUCCCACCAUUUAUCAGUCGAGAAUGGAGAGGACUUGAGAAGCAUAAAGAAGUCCUCUGGCAGCUUUCCACAAUGGGCACUUGUUUUCAGAUGUCUAAAGAAGUUUAUGAAAAUCCCGACGUUACUGGAAAGAAUCGAUAUAAAUACUUUGACAGGCCCUUCCUUCCCUUUUAUCAACAGAUGCCACUCAGUGUUGUUUUUGCAGCAACCAAGACAGAACCAUAUAUUUUUCCUCCUGUUCCUUCUAAGUACCCAGUCAUCCCUUCAAAAUCUACUGUGGGCACUCAGACUGAUUAUAGGGAUGCUGAUGUUCAAACGGAUCCAUACUCUCCAGAAUAUGUCGUAUGCCAAGACACGAUCCCUGAGCUCUUAACCCUGGCUACUCUGACUUGGGGUCGAGGUCUCCCAGCAGGACAGGCUGAGGUGGAGAUGAUAGAACGAGCCAGGGAGAAGCGUGCUUGGGAAGCCACUCUUCCCCCUCUGGGUGACAUCYGCCAGUUUGAGAAGAGGAGGAAGAUGAUGAAUGUGAUGGAGAGGAAGGAGUGGGCCUUCAGAGAGCAGGAGAUUGAAAAACUGCAGGACUUUCGCCUGGAAGUUUUAAAAGAGCUACUGAGGAGGCGUGAAGAGCGUCAAAAUGAACUGGACAUGAAGCACUUGAAUGCCCAGUGGAGUAAACUGCAGGAAGCAAAAGAAGCCAAACUGGCCCAAAUCCAUCGCACACAUAUAUCAACAAUCAGAAAGCUUGAAGGAAAGGGAAAGAAUAUAGAAGGGAAACUGAAAAAAAGAGAUAUCAUCAAGGAUUAUUCUGAUUAUGCAUCACAGGUCUAUGGACCUCUAUCUCGCCUUGGCCGUUUCCCAGACAACAACUCAGAGGACUUUGUAGUAAAAAACUACUAUCUCAACACCUAUGAAGGAUUAAUUGAACUUGAAUCAAAUCUUCCAGAUUUUGUGACACAACCGAGAAUCAGAACUCCAAAACCAAAAGUCGGUACCACUAAAUCUGGUUUUCUGAAGAGGGCAGCAAGACUGGACUAUGAGUUGACAGAGGUUCAUAAGGCACUGUUGGAAAAGAAGAGUAAAGGUCUGGAACCAAAGAAACCUCUGCGCCUCCUUCAAAGAAACCCCAUACCUGAGCCUCGGCUUCCAACUCCAACCUUGGAAAUGAGUUCCAAUGAAGAAGAAGACAUAGAAAUGGCUGUGAUCUACCUUCAAAGCUUACUCCGGGGUAGAGUCGUUCAGAACAUGAUGUUUGAAGGGAAAGAAAAGCGACUGGAGUUGAUCCAGGAACUGCGCACCAGCCAYGCACUCCAAGAGGAUGAGAAACUGGUAAAGAAAGCCGAGAAGCAAGUGACCCUGGCCUUACAACGGCAGAGAAACUUGCACGAGCACAAGGUGUCUCUGGUUGAAAAUCAUUUGGCCGGGCUUGAAGGAAGGGCUCUAGCUGACAUGCUAGACUUCCUGUCCAAAGAGCUGGUGAGACUACAGGAAGAGAGGAGGAUCCAUGCCUUUGCCAUGUUGGCAGAGCGUCAGCGGCGGAUGCGAGAAGCCGAAGAGAGUGGUCGUCGCCAGGUGGAACAAAGGCGCCUGCGUGAGGAGGACCAGAUAUUUAAGGAGGUGGUUAAAGUUCAUCAAAGUACUGUAUCCUCAUAUCUGGAAGACAUAAUACUGAGUACUGAAGAGAAUACUGCAGAAGAACAGGCCAGAAAAGAAAUUGAGAAGAUGGCUGAGGAAAUCAAUGACAUUGCUUAUGAAAUGGAAAACCGUCGAACAUAUCUUCAGUCAGAGGAGAUUGUUGCCGAGUUGGUUUAUAGUUUUUUGAUUCCAGAGGUGCAAAAAGAGUUUGUCAAAGAAAAAGUGAGGAAUGCACAGCGAAAACAUAUUCUUGCAGCCCAUCAGAUCAUCCAUCAACACACAGAAGCCAUGGUCCAGCGGAAAUUUGUUGAGCGACCAAAAGAUGAGGUCUCAAAUGCUGACAAGUYACCUGAGGAGGGAACACAAAAUAAGAACAGCAGCUAAG